Balaenoptera musculus (blue whale) is the source of this 2329-nucleotide messenger RNA. RefSeq names its product acidic residue methyltransferase 1 (gene DCPH1). The record is from RefSeq and is a predicted model, not a curated record. Gene Ontology annotation, cellular component: nucleus; cytoplasm. Gene Ontology annotation, biological process: DNA damage response. The transcript is spliced from 5 exons. Bases 56 to 1381 code for a protein of 441 amino acids. Gene Ontology annotation, molecular function: phosphatase activity. NCBI's taxonomy places the organism in Eukaryota, Metazoa, Chordata, Mammalia, Artiodactyla, Balaenopteridae.
CUCCCUUUCUGCGGCGUGUGAAACCCGAGCGUUGGCGUGGGGAGCGCGGAAGGUGAUGGCGGGGCCUCCGGUGUCUCUCUCGGCACGGGACGUAGGGUCAUUUGCAUAUCUUACAGUUAAAGACAGAUUACCACAGAUCUUAACCAAAGCUAUUGAUACAUUGCAUCGACAUAAAAGUGAAUUUUUCAAGAAACAUGGAGAGAAAGGCCUGGAAGCUGAAAAGAAAGCAAUUUCUCUUCUUUCUAAAUUACGGAAUGAAUUGCAAACAGAUAAACCAAUUGUUCCUUUGGUUGAGAAGUUUGUUGAUACUGACCUAUGGAAUCAGUACCUAGAAUAUCAACAGAGCCUUUUAAAUGAAAGUAAUGGAAAACCAAGGUGGUUUCUCUCACCGUGGUUGUUUGUCGAAUGCUAUAUGUAUCGUAGAAUUCAUGAAGCAAUUAUCCAAAGUCCACCAAUCGAUGACUUUGAUAUAUUUAAAGAAUUAAAAGACCAAAAUUUCUUUGAGUCUCAGGAAUCUAUCAUUGCUUUAUGUACUCACCUGCAAGAGUUGAUGAAAACCAUUGAAGAACUAGAUGAAAAUCAGCUGAAGAAUGAGUUUUUUAAAGUUCUUCAGAUUUCGCUGUGGGGAAAUAAGUGUGAUCUGUCUCUAUCAGGUGGGAAAACUAUUUCUCAGAAGACCAAUUUAAUAAAUUCUUUGGAAGACCUAAAACCUUUCAUUUUAGUGAAUGACAUGGAACAUCUUUGGUCAUUGCUUAGCAAUUGCAAAAAAAAAAGAGAAAAAGCAUCUAUUACUCGAGUGGAUAUUGUUCUGGAUAAUUCUGGGUUUGAACUUGUUACAGAUUUAGUAUUAGCUGACUUCCUGUUGUCCUCUAAACUGGCUACUGAGAUCCAUUUUUAUGGGAAAACGAUUCCAUGGUUUGUUUCUGAUACUACUCUACAUGAUUCUAACUGGAUAAUCGAACAACUAAAACAUUCUAAUCAUAAGUGGGUGUCCAAAUGUGGGGUUGACUGGGAAAACCAUAUUAAAAUGGGCAGAUGGGUUUACCUCGAUCACAUCUUUUGGACUCUGCCUCAUGAAUUCAGUGCAAUGCCUCAAGUCGCUCCUGACUUAUAUGCUACACUACAAAAGGCACAUUUAAUUUUAUUUAAGGGUGAUUUGAAUUACAGGAAGUUGACGGGGGACAGAAGAUGGGAAUUUACCGUUCCAUUUCAUGAGGCUUUGAAUGGCUUCCACCCUGCACCUCUCUGCAGUAUAAGAACAUUAAAAGCUGAAGUUCAGGUUGGUCUGCAGCCUGGGCAAGGUGAACAGCUCACAGCUUCUGUGCCCAACUGGUUGACCAUUGGGAAAUAUGGAAUAUUUCAGUUUGAUGGUCCACUUUGACUUGGUGUAGGAACUCUCAGUUGGGUAGAAAGAUGUGACAGUCACUCUUCAUCCCCAGAAAAGCUCUGGGAAGCUUGGCUUCUCAGUGCUCUUUUACACACAUUCUGAUGCUUUCUCCUUUGAACGUUUUGCCCCCACUACAUUGUUUUGGGGAUAGGUGGAUUACACUGGUUACAGAUAGUUACAUUUAUGUUGGAAUUUUAGUAACUUAUUUCAAGUUAAAUGCAUCAUUUCAAAUGGUUUUAAUGAACUUAUUUUUCAUUGGACAGAAAUAUAAGUGAAUUCUGCUUUAAAAGUUAACAUUUUAAAAAAUACUGUGCUGCAUGGUAUUUAAUAUUCUAGGAGGCAUGGAAUUUUACUCAACUUGAUUUUGGGCUCUAGAGAUAAGGGCUCAGUGAAGAUAUAAUAUAUUUACAUGUUAAAUAUGCUUUGUAAAGAGAGGCAUUUCUUAACAACUGUGAUAUCUGAACACACGAAAGUAAAACUUACCUCAUAAGUUAAUUCUUAAUUUUGUUCUCCUUGAAUUUUAUUUCAUUUCAAUAACCUGUAUUAUUUGCACGCAUUUGUAUUUUGAUUGACCUGUAGAAUGGAUGGUAGGAAACACAAAAUUGAACAGAAUGAAACAAAUAGUACUUGAAGAAAUGUAACAUCUUUUACAUUCUAUUUGUGAUGUCCAUAAUCAACUGAAAUAUAUUAUUUUAACACAUAAGUGUUUUAAAUGAAUGGGAUUGCUCUACAGUUUAAAAAAAAUGCUUCAGGUAGGAAAGAUUCUUCUGCAUUGACUUUGUACUACCCAUGAGUUAAUUCACCUUUUAUAAUCUUACACAUUUAUUGGUGAUCACAGCUAUUAAAGACUAAAUUUCAGGUCAGUUUUUCUGAAACUGAAAUUGGAAAUAAACCUGGGAAUGUUUUCUUGCACCAGAAUAAUAAAAUGAAUUGUAAAUUGUA